AUGAUAGAAACUGAUUUGAUGAUCGAAUUCGGGGCGAUCAUGGACGAGACCGAACAGUGGGCUGGUCUCUUUGAGUCUUUUUGUUUCAAAACCAAAUACCUCAUUGAACGUCAAAAACGCGCACUACAGCAUUUCGCCGAAGAGAACGAAACUCUCAAAGCUGAGAAUUCGAAGCUCCGCGCCAAGAACAGACGAAUGAAGCACAUGUUCAUCGGGUUCGGGAACCGUUUCAAGGAGCUAGAUGUGACUCCAAGUCCAAACAACGUGAAGGGGCAGCAGCUGAUGCGAUCCGAGUCAGACGACGAUGGUGAAGUGAACGCUCCCUCUCCGCUCGAUAUGAACUUUUUCCCGUCCCCAGGAUCACCUGUCUUCCCCGGUUUAGUAACUAGAGGGCCACGACAACCACAACAAAAUCAAACUCAAAAAACAAGUGCACCGGCCUCGGAUAAUUCUGAUUCCGAAAGUGAAUCCGAGAAAAACAAAGCCCUUGGACCAUGCGCAUUCAAAAUGUUGAUGCAGCAGAAACAAGCGUCGCCUGGAAAAACUCCAAAACGUUCACCUCGAAAGACGCCGUCAAAGAAGCGCACCCGCCCGCAGAGUUCCUCCAGCGGUCAAAGUCCGAACCAGAAAAAAGAGCAAAGCGGAAAGCUGAAGCAACUCCGGAUGGAUGUUUUUUCUCCUAAAAAACCGACAACCCAGGAAAAUUCAAAUACCGGAAAUGCAGAACGCCGCAAUUCAGAAUCAGACUCUUCUCAAAGCCCAUUUAAAGUUCCCAAGUCUCCUGCCUCCAGAUCCCUGUACCAAAAAUUCAACACCCCAGUUGUUGCCCCUGACGUCCGAAGCUCCUCUCGCUCCGAAACCGAACCUGACGACCAACCAGUCUCCGAGAAUUCGAAUUCUAUCGAUCAAGAAUGCCGAGAAUUCAAUCAAAAAGUGAAAGAAGAACCCGAAUAA
Messenger RNA from Oikopleura dioica, 954 nucleotides. Lineage: Eukaryota; Metazoa; Chordata; Appendicularia; Copelata; Oikopleuridae. The record is from the annotation of a GenBank genome assembly.